Molecule: messenger RNA, 3466 nt
Organism: Suncus etruscus (white-toothed pygmy shrew)
Lineage: Eukaryota; Metazoa; Chordata; Mammalia; Eulipotyphla; Soricidae
Gene: KLB
Product: klotho beta
Exons: 5
Biological process (GO): fibroblast growth factor receptor signaling pathway; carbohydrate metabolic process
Molecular function (GO): hydrolase activity, hydrolyzing O-glycosyl compounds; fibroblast growth factor binding; fibroblast growth factor receptor binding
Source: RefSeq, a predicted model, not a curated record
AUGAAGCCGGGCAAAUGUGCAGCAAAAUCUCCAGGGAAUGAAUGGAUUCGCCUCAGCCCUGAUGCAAGCUGAGCACGUUAUAGGAAAACAAUGUCCACCAGCGGACGGCACGGAUCAGUCAUCCUGUCAGCCUUUAUUCUCCUUCGAACUGUUAUUGGCUUCUCAGGAGAUGGAAGAGCAGUCUGGGCUAAAGAUCCGCAUCUUAGCCCGGUAAAUGAAAGUCAGCUGUUUGUCUAUGACACUUUUCCUCAAAACUUUUUUUGGGGUGUUGGGACUGGAGCAUUUCAAGUAGAAGGCACUGGGACAGCAGAUGGAAAAGGACCAUCGAUAUGGGAUCAUUUCCUCCAGACCCACCUGAACGAUAGCCACAGCCGGAAUAGUUCCAGUGACAGUUACCACUUUUUGGAAAAAGACUUGUCAGCCCUGGAGUUUAUUGGCGUUUCUUUCUAUCAAUUUUCAAUUUCCUGGCCAAGACUUUUCCCCAAUGGAAUAGUAGCCGACGCCAAUGCAAAAGGUCUUCAGUAUUAUAAUACUCUUCUGGAUGCUCUAGUACUGAGAAACAUUGAACCUAUAGUGACUUUGUACCAUUGGGAUUUGCCUUUGGCACUACAAGAAAAAUAUGGGGGGUGGAAAAAUGAAACCUUGGUUGAUAUCUUCAAUGACUAUGCCACAUACUGUUUCCAGAUGUUUGGGGACCGUGUCAAGUACUGGAUUACAAUUCACAACCCAUACCUAGUUGCCUGGCAUGGGUAUGGCACAGGGAUACAUGCCCCUGGAGAGGAGGAUUUAGCAGCCGUCUACACUGUAGGACACAACUUAAUCAAGGCUCAUGCAAAAGUUUGGCAUAACUACAACGUCAAUUUCCGCCCGCAACAGAAGGGCUGGGUCUCCAUCACGCUGGGCUCCCACUGGAUUGAGCCGAACAGAUCAGAGAAUGUGAUGGACGUCCUCAAAUGCCAGCAGUCCAUGGUGUCGGUACUCGGGUGGUUCGCCAGCCCCAUCCACGGGGAUGGCGACUAUCCGGAGCUCAUGAAGAAGAAACUGCUCUCCACCCUGCCCCUCUUCUCCGAGACAGAGAAGAAGGAGGUGAGGGGCACAGCUGAUUUCUUCGCCUUUUCCUUUGGGCCCAACAACUUCAAGCCCCAGAAUACCAUGGCUAAAAUGGGACAAGUCGUGUCACUCAAUUUACGUGAAGUGCUGAACUGGAUCAAACUAGAAUAUGACAACCCCCGAAUCUUGAUUGCUGAGAAUGGCUGGUUCACUGACAGCCAUGUGAAGACGGAAGACACUACUGCCAUCUAUAUGAUGAAGAAUUUCCUCAAUCAGGUUCUUCAAGCAAUAAAGUUUGAUGAAGUACAAGUGUUUGGUUACACAGCGUGGUCUCUUCUGGAUGGCUUUGAAUGGCAGGAUGCUUACAGCACUCGCCGGGGAUUAUUUUAUGUGGAUCUGAAUAAUGAGCAGAAAGAAAGGACACCCAAGUCUUCUGCACAUUACUACCGACAGAUCAUCCGUGAUAAUGGCUUCACUUUACAGGAGGCCACACCGGCCGUGCAGGGCCAGUUUCCCUGUGACUUCUCCUGGGGGAUCACUGAAUCUGUGCUGAAGCCCGAGUCGGCCUCGCCGCAGUUCAGCGACCCGCACCUGUACGUGUGGAACGUGACGGGCGACCGGCUGCUGAGCCGCGUGGAGGGUGUGCGGCUGCGCACGCGGCGGGCGCAGUGCGGCGACUUUGCAGGCCUGCGGCGGCGCCUGGCGGCCUUGUCCCGCCUCCGCGUGACGCACUUCCGCUUCGCGCUGGACUGGGCCGCCAUCGUGCCCACGGGCCGCCCGGCCGGCGCCAACCGCGCCGCGCUGCGCUACUACCGGUGCGUCGUCAGCGAGGGCCUCAAGCUGCGCCUGGUGCCCAUGGUCACGCUCUACCACCCGACGCAGGAGCGCCCGGGGCUCCCCGCGCCGCUGCUGCGAGACGGCGGCUGGCUGAACCCCGCCACGGUGCGCGCCUUCGAGGACUACGCGGCGCUGUGCUUCGGCGCGCUGGGUGACCUGGUCAAACUCUGGAUCACCAUCAAUGAGCCUAACCGCCUGAGCGACGCGUACGGGCGCGCCGGAAGUGACGCGUUCCGCGCGGCGCACCACCUGCUGCUGGCGCAUGCGCGCGCCUGGCGCCUCUACGACCGGCAGUUCAGGCGCGCGCAGCGGGGGGCGCUGUCGCUCGCGCUGCACGCGGACUGGGCCGAGCCCGCCAACCCCUACGCGCCUGCGCACGCCGAGGCGGCCGAGAACUUCCGCCAGUUGGAGCUCGCCUGGUUCGCCGAUCCGCUCUUCCGGGGCGGCGACUACCCGCCCGCCCUGCGCGACCACGUGACCUUGAGCGAGCACGAGCGCAGCCUCGUUCGCGGCGCCGCCGACUUCUGCGCGCUCAACCACUUCACCACGCGCUUCGUCCUGCCCGCCGGCCCCGGCCCCGCCCACGCGCAGUUUCAGUUCCUUCAGGACGUCACGUGCCUCAGCUCGCCCUCGCGCCUGGCCGUGCUGCCCUGGGGCCUGCGCAGGCUGCUGCGCUGGGUCCGGCGGCGCUACGGCGACCUCGACGUCUACGUCACGGCCGGCGGCGUCGACGACCCCGCCCCGCGCGACGACCGGCUGCGCCAGCACUACCUGCAGACCUACGUGCAGGAGGCGCUCAAAGCACACCUGAUUGAUAAAAUAAAAAUCAAAGGCUAUUAUGCAUUCAAAUUGACCGAAGAAAAAUCUAAACCCAGAUUUGGUUUCUUCACAUCUGACUUCAAAGCAAAAUCCUCUGUGCAGUUUUACAACAAACUCAUCAGCGACAAUGGCUUUGCUUCUGAGAACAGCGGACCUGGGUGCAAUCCAAGUCCAAGAAGCACAGAAUGUGUGGUCUGCCUAUUUCUGAUGCAGAAGAAGCCUCUGAUAUUCUUCACUUGUUGCUUCCUCUCCACUCUGGUUCUGCUUCUGUCAAUUGCCAUCUUUCAUAAGCAAAAGAAAAGAAAAUUCUGGAAAGCAAAGAACUUGCAACACAUACCAUUAAAGAAAGGUCAGAAGAGGGUUCUUAGCUAACCUAUUCCAAAUUCUGUCUGCAGGAUGGGAAGAUGGUUUUAAGUUCACUCCAGUUUCAUACAUUGCUAACUCAGAAGAUCUAAUUGUGUACAAAGACAACAUGAGAUGUUACUAGUAAUGAGAAAGUUGAUGGCAACAAUGUCUCUGCUAUGAGGUUCUCAAAGAACUUCAUUCUAGUUGGUGACAUCAAAGAAUUCAGCUCUUUGAUCUAAAGAUACAUCCUCUGCUGAGCCUGUCUGCUGAGGACUGUCUUUUCCCUUGCUUCAUGUUUCAUGAGUUGUUUUCCACCAUUCUCUAGCUUUGUUCUAGAACUACCAGUAGUUAAACUAUUUUGAAAAGCAUAGCUUUGUUGACUUCACAGCAGAGAUUUAAAGCUCUUUAAGUGAUA